AUGGGACUUGUCAAAAGUAAGUAUUAUUUUGUUUUGUUUCUUCUUUUUUCCUAUCGCUAUCUUUUUUCUUUUCUUCUCUUUUCUUUGUCUUUCCGAAAACUCCCAAAAUAUUCUUUUUUUCAGAGUUCUCUUCAACUCUGCAAACUCUGCGUACAAAAAUGUCAACAACCGUUCAAGAUGUCAAUGUAAGUUUUUUUUGCUGAAAAAUAGCUAGUUUUUCAUCACAAAGAGAAAAAACAACAGAUGUCGAAACACGUGUGUGUUUUUUUUUUGAAAAAAAGAAGAAGUUAGAACUCUGGGGAUUUAUAUUUUUAAUAGGAUGAAGCUUGAUAGAAAAUAUUUUAUGGCUUAUCGUCUCUUAGUUAUGCGAUGCCCAGUGAGUUUAGAAAAACCGAAAAAUGGAAAUAAAUAAAUUCAUUUUAUCGAAAAAUGAGAAUUUCACGUGAUAGUUCACGUUUUCAUAUAUUUGAAAAUUUUUGAAAUCCAUGGUUCAUUUUCAAUUUUGAGAAUGUUGCAAAAUCUCAAUAGAAUUCGCACUUAAAAAUGUUUGUUUUAUAAUUUUUCGGCCAACGCAUUGGUUUCUUUGAUCAUCAUUUGAGCACGUGAAAGUCCUAACAAUUGACCUUGUUCACUCUUCCCCGGCUUUUCUCGUAAAUAUUGACAUUGUUUACCAUUUGAUGAUUUGCGUUUGCGUCAGUCAAAAGUUAGAAGAAAAAGAAGAAGCAAAAUGGGACCGAAUCAUGAAAUGUCGAGUUAUUCAAGUAGAAUGAACCGUGAGAAAAAAGGACAAAGUUCUUGUGAUUUCAGCUUUUUUUUCUUAUAUAUUCAUUCUUAUCUCAUCUCAAAUUUAUCUAUCUAUCAAUCUAUUUAAAAUAUGAAACAUGGAAAUGUAAUUGUUCCAAUAAAUCAAUCUAUCAUUGAAUUGACUGUUCAAUCAGCUCGACAUUCGAAAAAUCUUUGUGAUAAUUGUUGGAUUCAUCGAGAAGAUAAUAUUCGACCAAGAUCACAAAGUUUUCAUGGAAAACAAAGUCUUGAAAUUGAAGAGAUUGUGGAGAAAAAAGAUGAAGAAGAAAAACGAGAACCCGAAAAUUGUUGGGAUGAAAAAUCAAUUCACGGAAUGGAAUCUGAAAACUUUGAAGAAAUUGUUGAAAAAAGACUUUGUGAUCGAGAAAGUUCAAUCUGGCAAGUUCGAAACGUUAUAACACCAAGAGAAAAACCGAAAAAAAAUUUGGAUCAAAAGUUUUUCCAUUCUCCGAUUUGUGUUGAUGGUGUUGUUCGAGUUAUUCGACGAGCUUCUUCUGCAAAUGAUGUUUUUAAUCGAAAACCUGCUUGGUUUUUGGAUUCUGAAUCAAAUACUACAAUUGAUAAAGAUGAAAAUGAGAAUGAAAUUGAAAGAAAAGAAGUUGUAGAAAUUGAAGAGAAUCAUAAUUCGAGUUCAAUUUUUUGCGGAUCAAUUCGAAGAUUUUUUGGGUGGUGUUUUGAUGCCGAGGUAUUAAGAUAACACUUAAUUAGACAUUAAAACUCGAAUUCAAAUAUUGAGGGGAAGAUCAUAAAAGUUUAUAAAAAAUGUUUUCAAAAUACAAAACCUACCUUCAAUUUCCCAAUUACUUUAUUUUUCAGGAGAUCAAUGAAGCCGGAGAUUCAGUCGGAGAUGUCAAAACCACUUCGACACCAAAUCGUGGAAGAUUGGCCAGAAGAAUGACAAUCGAAGAGGAACAUGCUGGAGAUUAUUUCAAGUUAGUUUGUUUUUCGGAUUUGCUAUUUUUUCGGGGCAAAAAUGUGUUGUUGUAAACAGUUUUUGAAUAGAGAACACGUUAAGGUAUUUCUCAAAACCCCUUUGUUUUCCAAAUUGUAAAAAAAACAAGUGAAGUAUUUGAACUAUUGUGAGAAGUUUGCUGUUUUGCACUAUAAAUAUUUUUAUAUUUGCGCCACAACAUCUGUUCUUUCUUUUUCUUUUUUUUUGAGUUAACCAAAGUUUGCAACAAAUAUUUCAGAAACAAAUAUCUGUUCAUAAAUUCAAAUCUAACCUUUAAAAUCUAUUUCGCAAGCCUUUUUUGUCUGCAAAAUUGCAUCACUUUAUUCACAUUUGCGCACCGCCCUUUAUGUGCUUUUUCUUUUUUCUUCUUCAUUUUUGCAUCAUUUCGAAUGUUUUCGAAAAUCGUUCGCGAUUUGGAUUUUAUUUUGCAGAAAAGUACAUCGGCUUUUAAAUUGUUUUUCUGUUCCGAUGAUAUAGAAAAACAUUUUUUGUAACAGUUUUGAUCUUCUGAUUAAUAGGGCUACAGUACUUGAAUGUUCUUUUUUUAAAAAAUAAAUUCACCAAUUCUGAUGUUGAAAUUCUGAACUAUCGAUUCUUUAGAAUUAAUUUUGAGUAAGAUGUGCAGGCGCCUUUUUGGAUAAUCUUAUAUUUCAGGUAUCCUAAAUACAUCAGCUUGCACGGUAUUUUCCGUAGAUUUUGUAGAUUAUUUUGCGCUUUGAAAUUUACUAUAAGCCUAACAGAACUGAGCGAUUUUGUAUUAGUCUUUGGGCUUCCACCUUUAUAUAGUACAUCUGACAAAUAUUUUGCGAAGUUUCGAAAUCGACAUGAUUUCAAAAUUUCAAUGUAUUGUUAGUAAAGUUAUUUUGUAUCAUUUGAUUAAUAUCAUUCCCCCAUUCCCUCAAAAUAUUGUGGCUGUUCAUUUUUCUCGUCUUGUUGACGUUGUCCUUUGAAAAUCAUAGCGCAGGCUUGCGUCUUCUCAUUUUUCGUUGUCUCGUUUCUCUAAUUCUCUAUAUCUAUAUCUAGUCGGGGAAUGCCCCCUCAUUCAGUCAGUUCUCAGUGUUUUUUCCCCUGCUCACUUUUUUCUCGCUUCUUGUUUUUCCAUUUUUUGCUGUUUCUUCCCCUCUCAAAUUCGUUACUUACUUACAAGUCUUCUUCUUUUCCUUUCUUGAUAAAUAUGUGUGAAUUUAUAAAUUGUUUAUUGACAGCUGAUUAUGGGUUACUGUAGCUUUUGAGAAAACGUGAAUUUCUUCAUUUUCGAAUUUGUUCAAUCUCGGAUUUAGAAUUUUGAGGCUUUACUAAAUUAGAUUAAAUGCUGUCAUGGUAACACUUGCGCUUUUCUGUGUAUCAUUUUCUCUCAAUUCUUUCAUUUUUUCAUUUUGUAGCUUCUUAUUGAAAAAGCUCUAAACUCGUCACAACGGGAGCUUUUACAACAAAACCUUGUGAGCAAAACGGAGCUGUAGAAGUAGUUGAAGAAGAAGAAAUACCAAUAGAGGAACCGAAAGUUAUUGUACCAGAAGAAUCUAAUAGAAGUGCUCCGAUUUGCGAAAAACCAAAACCAAAAACUUCAGAAGUUGUUGAAGUUGAAAAACCUCGAAAGAAUUCGACUCCACAAAGUUCUUUCGAAGAAGUUCCAAGUAAAAAAUCAUCGAUAUCUUCAUCGAUAAAUCAGAAACCAAAUAGUACUUCAUCUUUUCGUGAAUUGUUUUCAUACGGAAUUACACCAAAUAAUUCUGAAAUUGUAAGAGAGUGGGAAACCGAAGAAGUUGAAGAAGAAGACGAAGAAAACGAUUUGGUAACCGCAAAUAUGUCAAAUAAUAUGGAUGACAAGUUUAGAAAAGAGUUGGACUCUGUUUCUUACGAUAAGUAUGUUCAUUGUUCUUCUUGCAAAGCUUAUUGCGAAAAGUUAACAAAAACUGAAAAUCCGUGACCUUAACGUGUUCUCUAUCUCUAUUCAAAAAAGAAAGAAAUCAAUCAUUUUUGAUCCAUCAUUCAUUUAAAAAUGCCGUCAAUUUUUGCAAAAAUAUUUCCAAUGAGACCAACUAGAUGUUUUGGUUCAGCAAAAAAACAUGCAAAAAUAGAUCAGGCACCGUUAGUUCCAAUCAAAUCUUCAUUAAAAUCAACUGAAGAAGAGGAACAAACUGUGUCUGAUUCAAAUCGGCCAAAACAAUAUGAAUGUUCGGUUUCUGGUUUUAAACAGAAACCUUAUAAAACAAGGUAAUAGGAAUUAUCAAACUAGAUAUGGAGUUAUUUCCAAUUUAGAAUUAUAGUUAAUUCAUUUUUUUCCAGACAAGAACAAAAAUUGGCAGUUGUUCCUGCAACAACUCACAUGGAACAUUUAUGCAAACUCGAUAUCCGUGAACCACCACAUCUUGUUCGUCAAACUGGUAUUAUUUGCACAAUUGGACCAGCAUGUGCAAGUGUUGAUAUGCUCCAAAAAAUGAUUUUGAACGGAAUGAAUAUUGCUCGUCUCAAUUUCUCUCAUGGUUCGCAUGAAUAUCAUGCUGGAACAAUUGCAAAUGUUCGCGAAGCUGCUGAAUCAUUCUCUGAACCACGUCCAAUUGGUAUUGCUUUGGACACAAAAGGACCCGAAAUUCGUACUGGAUUAUUGGCUGGAGGAGCGAGUGCUGAAGUUGAACUUGUUAAAGGAGCAUCGAUUCGUUUGACAACUGAACAAAGUUUUGCCGAAUCUGGAACUGCUGUCAAUUUGUUUGUUGACUACAAAAAUAUUAGCAAGGUAAAUUAUAAUCUAAAAACAAACAAUAAUCAAAAACUGAUUCUUGUAGGUUCUUGCUGUUGGUUCACGUGUUUUCAUUGACGAUGGACUCAUUUCUUUGAUUGUCGAAGAAGUUCAACCAGAAGCCAUUGUUUGCAGUGUUGAAAAUGGUGGAAUGUUGGGAAGCAGAAAGGGAGUUAAUUUGCCAGGAACAAUUGUUGAUUUGCCAGCCGUUUCUGAAAAAGAUAUCAAAGAUUUGCAAUUUGGUGUUGAGCAAAAUGUUGAUAUCAUUUUCGCUUCUUUCAUCAGAAAUGCUGAAGGAAUUCGAACAAUUAGAAAAGUUUUGGGAGAAAAAGGAAAGAAGAUCAAGAUUAUUGCCAAAAUUGAAAAUCAAGAAGGUGUUGAUAAUGUAGGUUUUCAAUUUAUCAAACUUCUAUUUAUUCAAACAAUUACUUCAGGCUGAUGAAAUUAUUGCUGAAUCUGAUGGUGUUAUGGUUGCUCGUGGUGAUUUGGGUAUCGAAAUUCCAGCCGAAAAGGUCUUCUUGGCUCAAAAGAUGUUGAUCUCAAAAUGUAAUCGUGCUGGUAAACCAGUCAUCUGUGCUACUCAAAUGUUGGAAUCAAUGGUGAAGAAACCAAGACCAACACGUGCCGAAGGAUCAGAUGUUGCUAAUGCUGUAAGUUUUGAACAAAAACAAAAACAAAAAUAUCGGAACCCUCUCCACGUCCAACUAAACAGAGAAUAGAACAUUUGGAGAAAAGCUCGAGAAUAGUUUCGGGACAACUUAGCGCACAUGAUUUAGUUUCAAUCAACUGCAACUCUGUGCCCCCAUCUGGGGUUGAACUUGUGACCUUUUUAUUAGAAAACACACAUUUAACCAACUCGGACAUCUAGACAGCCAGUUGCUAGGGUCAAAUAAUUGAAGAUAGAAAAAAGAAAAAUGUGUGUGUGUGUGUGUUGUUUGAAAAAAUUACUGUAGAUAAAAUUGAAAUGAUUUAUUAAUUUAUAGGUUCUCGAUGGAGCUGAUUGUGUUAUGUUAUCUGGAGAAACUGCAAAAGGAGAAUAUCCAUUGGAAGCACUUAAAAUUAUGCAUUAUAUUUGCAAAGAAGCUGAAGCAGCUGUUUAUCAUCGUCGAUUCUUUGAUGAAAUUUUGAUAAAUACACCAAAACCAACUGAUAUGUCACAUACAAUUGCAAUUGCUGCAACAUCAGCUGCAAUUACUUGUCAUGCUUCUGCAAUUCUUUUGAUUACAACAACUGGAAGAUCAGCAAUUCAAUGUUCUCGUUAUAAGCCACCAGUUCCAAUUUUGACUGUUUCCCGUGAUGUUGCCGUUUGUCGUCAACUUCAUUUGUACAGAGGUGUUUUCCCAGUUUUAUACAAAACUGAAAGAGAAAUUGAUUGGCCAACUGAUGUUGACAACAGAAUUAAUUAUGCAAUUAAUAUUGGAAAAGAUCGUGGAUUUAUUCACAGAGGUGAUUUCUUGGUUGUUGUUACUGGAUGGAGACAAGGAGCUGGAGCAACUAACACUCUUCGUAUUAUUACUGCUGAAUAA
This is a messenger RNA of Caenorhabditis angaria, 6019 nucleotides long. The record is from the annotation of a GenBank genome assembly. Lineage: Eukaryota; Metazoa; Nematoda; Chromadorea; Rhabditida; Rhabditidae.